Messenger RNA from Saxophila tyrrhenica, 960 nucleotides. RefSeq lists its product as uncharacterized. The transcript is spliced from 2 exons. The coding region runs from base 1 to 960 and encodes 319 amino acids. Gene Ontology annotation, molecular function: protein binding. NCBI's taxonomy places the organism in Eukaryota, Fungi, Ascomycota, Dothideomycetes, Mycosphaerellales, Extremaceae. Gene Ontology annotation, biological process: protein ubiquitination; positive regulation of protein catabolic process. The record is from RefSeq and is a predicted model, not a curated record.
AUGGCCACACAAUCUAGCACAGGCUCCAGCGGAGCUCGAGAGCAUGGCGCAUCGAACUCGGACGCGUCUUGCGAUGUGGGAGAUGGUAGAAGAGUACAUUUCGCACCGCUCGCCGUCAAUCAGAAUCAAAAACGCAAUAACCUCGAGACGACGAAACCAUCGCCGGGAUGGAUCGAGCGGCGCAAAUUGAACUAUAGGCUGAGCAAAGCAGCAAAAGAUGUUGAUACAGACAGCGUCAUCGUUCAACUUCGAGAUGGCGCCGACGUAGACUAUGCUGACGAUGACGUCUGGACUGCAUUUCGUUACUUCGUGAAUGCUGGCCGUGCCGAAGGUGUACAAAUGCUAAUUGAAGCCGGGAGCGACGUCAACGCCUGUGCGACGCAGAGUAACAAGGAUUCGCCGUUUCCGAACGGACACCCCAUCUUCCCGCUCUGUUUGGCGGCGUAUGUCGGUGCUGCUGAAGUCAUGCCGGCGCUUGUAAUGGCCCCGGGUAUCCGACUCGAGCAGGAAACUAAAGACGCCUGGACGGCGAUAAUCUACGCUGUCAACUCCGGACACACUGAAUGCGUAAAAGUGCUUAUCAACGCCGGCGCUGAUGUCAACCACGAGUUCUCGAAUACCUCUCCGCUUUAUCUGGCCGUCGAAAAGAACUACCCCGAUAUUGUGCGCGCGCUACUCUCCGCUCCUACAAUCGACCUGGAGCAGUCGAAUCGUGUAUCGCGGCGCGAAGUUUCCAUGAGAGGUCACCACGAGAUCGUGAAGCUUCUCUUGGAUCGGGGGCACAAGAUCAACGCAGCCAGGGCAACACCGCCCUGCAUCUGGCCGCAAAGGAAGGACGAGCAUCAGUGGUGCGCGUACUAUUAUCAACACCAGAUGUUGACGUACACGCUCGAGGCGAAUGGGGUUGGACAGUUCUACAUCGUGCAGUCCACUCUCGUGACUCGGAGACACUUGCUCUGA